This is a messenger RNA of Caenorhabditis sp. 36 PRJEB53466, 4719 nucleotides long. The record is from the annotation of a GenBank genome assembly. Lineage: Eukaryota; Metazoa; Nematoda; Chromadorea; Rhabditida; Rhabditidae.
AUGCUGCCUCAGUGCAGGUGGCCCCUUUUAGUUGUACUACUCGUCGUCGUAGCAGCCGAAAGCGUCGAGGAUGCGUCGUUCAUCGACUCGUUCAAGACGAUGUUCUUCGGAAAUGAGCCCCAGCGGGCACCAAACGACACUGCUACGCUGAAUAACCCUCCGAUCAGUUAUCACCAAUAUUCGGCAUCUGCCACGUGUGAGUCAUUGAAAAAUUGAGGCAAAAAACGAGAAAAAGUGAUUUUGCGUUCGGGGGGAAUCGAACCCCCGUCGAAUGCUUGGAAGGCAUCCAUGCUGACCAUUACACCACGAACGCGGCACGGCGUCCCAGGGCGUGAGGGUAAUGACAUUAUUGCUUGCAGCCAGUCGCUCGCAGCCGCCAUCCGGCCAAUCGUGUACUCUUCCCCGCCAAAUCGGAACUGGACCCUACCGAAUUCCGAGAUGGUUCGUCCAUUUUUAUCGUUUUCGAUUGGAUUUUUCGGUUUUUAGGUACUAUAACCCUGUGCGUGGGCGCUGCGAGCUCUUCUACUGGUCCGGAUGCUGUGGAAACGGAAACAAUUUCCAAACUUUCCAAACGUGCCAAUCGACCUGCGAAGGUAAGCCGUUUUUUGGGUUCUUAAAGUGUUUUGGUACGAUUAUAUAGUCGGAAAUUUGCGAUGUUACCUUAAAAUUCAGAAUUUUUUCUGAGAAAGAGUGUGAAAAAAGUUUGGAAGCCAAAAGGUACGCUGAAAAUUCAAUUGAAUUUUUUCACAAAUCACCAGUAGUUUCCCGAUAUUGUCCACUCAAUUUCGGUCAUUUUAAGCGAAAACUGGGUGCUGUAGCAUUUUUUUGAAAUUUGCUAUGAUUUUUUAAAGUUGACACUAAAGUUGAACAUUUUCACUAACAACCAGUUGUAAGAAUACGCUCUGUCUGGGAAUCAUUUUUCAGGAUGACGUAUUCAAUAUUUACAGAUUUGAAAAAGGGAAAAAAGUUUCGACAAUUUCUAGCAUCCUCCUCCUCUUCCGUACCUUCUUCUCCAUCUCUAUCACCCUCUUCCUCGUCAUCCCAAAUAGUGUUCUCGACUCCACAACUGUCGGUUUUCCAACCGUCAAGCACCCAAAUCGACGUGUUGUUCCAACCGAACCUGCUCCUCAACAACCAUUACCUCUCGAUGCCGCCCGUCCUCUGCCCGUGCUGUCUCCGACCGUAUUCCGAGGGUUACGGUGGUCAGAACCUGCUCCGCUUCUACUACGACGCGCCGAGCAAGUCGUGUCGUCAGUUCAUCUACCGCGGGCUCGGCGGCUACGGUAAUCAGUUCGAGACGGAGGCCAAGUGUCGCAACUCGUGCGCAGUCACCGAUUCGGGCGGCCCGCAGACGUUGGCCACCCCGCCGCCCACGCGUUUCGUCACGUCAUCAUCAUCGUUGCCGACGACGAGCACUUCGACUUCUCUUCCGCCAGUCGUCUAUGUGUCCACAGGUUCAGAGUCUGACUCGUUUGUGCUGGCUUCCGCUUUUCCUUCGGCUUCCUCGAAAUGUGUGUCUGCGUGUGAUAUGUGUGCACUUCCCUGAACAGAAAAAAUGACAUUUGACCUACUUUCUAGAGAUUUGACCUACUUUCUAGAGAUUUGACCUACUUUCUACGAAUUUGACCUACUUUCUAGGGAUUUGACCUACUUUCUAGGGAUUUGACCUAUUUCUAGGGAUUUGACCUACUUUCUAGGGAUUUGACCUACUUUCUAGGGAUUUGACCUACUUUCUACGGAUUUGACCUACUUUCUAGGAUUUGACCUACUUUCUAGGGAUUUGACCUACUUUCUAGGGAUUUGACCUACAGCAUCAAAAACUUUAAAAAUGUUAAAAUUCCGCUUUUUUGCGUGUUAUCCAUGCGUUUUUUGCGUGCCCCCCAUUGCUUUUCAUCAAAAUUACCCUCCCCCCAACUGUGUGGUGCCGUGUUUUCAGUCGAUCCGUGCUCACAAGACAAGGAGCCCGGCGUGGGCGCCGUCCAGCUGCCCCGAUUUUUCUUCAACAAAGAAACCCGGAUCUGCGAGCAGUUCACCUACUUUGGCUCGGGCGGAAAUCGCAACAACUUCCAGACGCUGGAAGAGUGUCAGGCGCAGUGUCCAGGUUUGAAAACGAUGAUGAUGCACGGCUUCUAUGGAAAUCAAGUGGAAUGGAGUCGGGAUGCAUGCCACUGGAGUUUGUAUGCUUUUAGUUGGAUUUAACACACUAAAAUUGGGUCAGAAAGCAACGUUCUGUCUUAAAACAUGUCUUGAAACAAGUUUUCGGUCUGGAAAUCGUUCCAAAACAGUUCUUAAACACUUUUUGCGACAAAAAAAUGUUUGACUAACCACCCCGUUCACUUUCAACUCCAAAUGUUUCACUUCACGCUCUCCGGUUACGGUUUUACGGUAGCUUCUUAUCUCAAUUCCUCAUUUCUCCGGGACUUUUCCUCAAUUUUAUCCAACGGUGUCGGCCAGUGAACAAGCAUGUGCAAAAGCAAAGCAAGGGAUCCCUUUUUCUUUUGGAGCGGCUCUCUUUUGCAUCGUCUCUAACCGAUCGCAUCAUUUUCAGAGACGCCGAACCCGUGCGCGGUGAGCAGCGGAGCCAGUCUUGCUCCGUGCGCGCCCGGGACAGGGAUGCGGCACCGGAAGCUAUUGCCACGUGGGCGCACAGUCCCAGACGACCGUGUGUUGUCCGAAGCCGGCCGCCGUCGACCGCUGCCAACAGCCACUCAAUAUCGGCAUCGGAAACUCGAACCUUCAGAGGUACCCUAGUUUUACCUACUUUCAUCUACUUUGCCAUUUUCAGAUGGUACUUCAACCCGCUCACUCAACAAUGUCAAUCGUGCACCUACCGCGGACUUCAGGGAAAUGAGAACAACUUUUUGUCGCAAAACGAGUGCGAACAGUCGUGUUUGGGUCAGUUUUACCCGCUUUUUUUCGGAGUUUUGACGAAAUCGAGCGUUUCAGUGAACCCCUGCAAAAUCGGCUCCCCGUACCGCUCCCAAGGAAUCACGGUCCAAUGCUCGGCGUCGAGCCCGACAGUCUGCCGGCCGGAUACUAUUGUCACAUUGGAGCCGAUCAGACGACCUCUGUCUGCUGUCAGGCUCUCGGUACGAGAUAUUAUCGACAAAAACAUUUAUUCUGACGUUUUAGAAUUUUCGGUCAAACUAACCACCUCCAAAGUGUGUUCUAAUCGCUUGACACAAAGAUUCUUCCCCGCCACGUUUCUGUGCAUAACACAUGUACUUUUUCGUGUCUCGACUAACCACCCCCCUCUAAUUUUUGGUGCAAUUAUUUUCAGGGCGGUGAAUGGAAAGAAUGUGAUACUUGGUUCUCGGGUUACGGUACUUUUGUUUCUGCAAAUGGUGGGUUCUCGUCGUGAUUGUGUGGUGAAAUGGCAUGUGCUAGAAAGUCUUUUUAGAUCCCUAAACAACACGUUGUUUCUCGAUUCCAGAGUGUUUUUUGCUGUUCAACCCGAAUUUUCUUCGAAAAAUGAGCUCUAACUUCAGGAAAUUCGCCAUGCGAGGAGGAAAUGACGCAGGGCGAGGGAACCGCCGCACUGACCCGAUUCUAUUACGAUGCCACGCAGAGAAAGUGUUUGGCGUUCAAUUAUUUGGGAUUGAAGGGAAAUCGGAACAAUUUCCAGUCCAAGGAACACUGCGAAGUGAGCUUUGACCCACUUUCUAGGGAUUUUACCAACUUUUUCUCAACAUUUUUUGCAGAGCACGUGCCCGGUGUGGAUCAAUCCGUGCGCGAUCGGUCAACCGAUAAUGUCGGUGGAGCAGCGUCCGUUCCAGUGCCAUCAGGGCGCGCCGUGCUCGACCGGCUACUUUUGCCACCUCGGAUUCGACGACGCGACGACCGUCUGCUGCCAGUCGGAAGGCGAUCCGUGCUCGCUCGUCGUCAAGGAGGGACACGGCAACCAUCAUCUGUCGCGGUGGUUCUACAAUCAAAAGACGCGACAGUGCCAGCCGUUCACCUACACGGGCACCGCCGGAAACGAGAAUAACUUUUUGCUCCGCGAGCACUGCGAGGCCACGUGUCCCGUCUGGAUCAACGCGUGCCCGUCCGGCGAGCCGUACCUUUUGCCCAACGGAAAACCACAGCCGUGCGAGUCGGACAACACCAACUCGUGCCCGCUCACUCAUUGGUGCCAUCCGGGUCCGGACGCGUCGACCACUAUGUGCUGUCCGGGAAGAGUGGAUCCGUGCACGCAGACGCUCGCUCAAGGAGAGGGUCCUCUCAGUGUGACCAGGUACUUUCCCCGCUAAAAUGCCGAAUUGACUCCUUUUUUCCAGAUUCUAUUUCAAUGCCCAAUCGCGUACUUGCGAUGAAUUCAUGUUCCGCGGGCUCAAAGGAAACGCCAACAACUUCAAAUCGCUGGCGGAGUGUGAACGUCUGUGUCCGGUUCAGCAAAACCCGUGCCCGAUCACCAUGUCCUCACUGAAACACUCGGUACGGCUACAUUGACCCUUUUAGAACUUUGAAAAUCACUUUGCAAUUUCGCUCUGAAAAAAAAACGGCUCCUAGGAUCAGGUUCUGAUUAGAAUUUGAGAAUAUUUAGUGGGUUUUUAUUAAAAAAAAAUUGAAUUUCAGGCCAAACUCGCCCCAUGCUCCGCCACAAAAUCGUGCCCAUCCCAACAGUGGUGCCACUACGGAGAGACCAAGGAGACGACGGUGUGCUGUCCGAACGGUCAGUCUACACGAUUCAUUUUCCGCGAGAAAAGCGAUAUGAUAUGA